Molecule: messenger RNA, 1597 nt
Organism: Hippocampus comes (tiger tail seahorse)
Lineage: Eukaryota; Metazoa; Chordata; Actinopteri; Syngnathiformes; Syngnathidae
Gene: sp5l
Product: Sp5 transcription factor-like
Exons: 2
Coding region: 365-1468 (367 amino acids)
Biological process (GO): regulation of transcription by RNA polymerase II
Molecular function (GO): RNA polymerase II cis-regulatory region sequence-specific DNA binding; DNA-binding transcription factor activity, RNA polymerase II-specific
Source: RefSeq, a predicted model, not a curated record
GCCGGGGUCAUCUUUUGGUUGAAAUUAUGAGUGGCCCACCCCUUCGUCUGACGACGCGCACCCUCCUCCUCUGCUCUCCCGCAUCAUCCUGGAGACCCCGUUGAGCCGAUCUUUUGGCUGUAUAAAGACAAGCAGCAGCUCAGACUGCUCGGGAGUUGAUCGCGAGGAUUUCGAGUCCGCAUCUUCCCACCUUCUGGACCACCGAGAGACCGACGCCCGCGAGGACUUUGUUUUUAAAGCGGCGGGAUUGUCGUCUGGACUGAUCUCGCAGGAGGCGAGUGAGAGCGUCACUUUGCUCUACUUUCCACUCACGCGUGGACGUUUGCGUUGCACUUGCGUGGAGAAGAAAGCGACGCGAGUACACAUGGCUGCGCUCACCAUACAAAGGACUGACAACUUUUUGCACACCUUUUUACAGGACCGCACGCCCAGCUCCUCUCCAGAGGGCCCCCCCAACGCCCUGUCCUUCCUGGCCACCACCUGCAGCCAAGCCUGGCAGGCGGGCAGCUGUGCCAGCUCCGAGGGCGCCCAGUUCCCCUACGAGGGCAGCGUCAGUUCCGCUUCUGGCAUGUUCCAGCUGUGGAGCAACGACAUGACGCCCGGGACAGCCCUCAGCACGCACCAAAUGACCUUCACCGUGCCCAAGGUGCAAUUUCCUGCCCAUGUGCAGUCUGGCCUGGGCCACCACCACCACCAUCACCACCACCACCAUCAUCAUCAUCCUCACCAUGAGCUUCCUCUCACUCCUCCGGCCGAGCCUGCCUCAUCAUACUCAUUCGAACUCUCCCCCGUCAAAGUGUUGUCCUCGCAGCCGCAGGCCAACGGCUCUUACUACCCGCAACACAGCAGUGUGGGACAAAACUUCCCCAGCUUUCUCCAGAACUCCUCAGCCAGACAUCAGCUGCCAGGAGGCCACAGUGAGGAAGGGCAACAGUGGUGGAGCCUUCCACAAACCAACGGCACACCCUCCAACCAUCCCUUUGCCCUGGGCAGACAGCUCGUGUUGGGCCACCAGCCGCAGAUCGCCGCUCUCCUCCAGGGGACCCCCAAGGGUCUGCUCAGCUCCACGCGCCGCUGUCGGCGCUGCAAGUGCCCCAACUGCCAAGCCGGCGGCGGCGGCUUGGAGUUUGGAAAGAAGAGACUGCACAUCUGCCACAUUCCCGAGUGCGGCAAAGUGUACAAGAAGACGUCGCACCUCAAGGCGCACCUGCGCUGGCAUGCCGGCGAGCGGCCCUUCAUCUGUAACUGGCUCUUCUGCGGCAAAAGCUUCACGCGCUCCGACGAGUUGCAGAGGCACCUGCGCACCCACACCGGCGAGAAACGUUUCGGCUGCCAGCAGUGCGGGAAGAGGUUCAUGAGGAGUGACCACCUCUCCAAACACGUCAAGACCCACCAGAGCAGGAAGAGCAGGCCCGGGCAGCCGGCGCAGGGCUCGGACCCUCUGCUCGCCAACAUCAAGAGAGAGUAACGUCUGCCGUCCGGCUUUCCCGAAUUCCAAAUGCAAACUGUGUGAUUCUCACUUGAUGCGGUAGCUUUGCACACACUGGAAAAAAAAAAGGCUGUGUUGACUUUACCCCAUUUUAUUUCAUCAAGUGGC